AUGAUCCGCGGAUUCCAUCAGUCGUUCAUGACGGGCUUUGGGUCCCACGUUCGUAAUGCCUUUGACUCCUUGCAAUUGAGUUCUCUACGACCUAGGCUUCUCCUUCUUCUCCUUCCACAGAGCGGACAGACCGACACCGGAAACCUUGACGACCUUGAAACGCACACCGGGAAUAUCACCCUUGGCCUUGCCCUUACGACCGAAUCCAGCGAGCAGGACCUCGUCGUUCUCGUCGACAAAGUUCAAGCAACCAUCGUUGGGAACUGUGGUCAUAUCCCACGACCUGCUGAGCGACAAUGCGCAGAUGAUUCUCUCUGCAUUGAUUCAAAGAAGUUCUUAGACAUCUGGACGCAUAAACUACGACUCAAUUCUAAAAUCGCUACUGAAACCUCGUCCUGUCGUCUCAGUGAACAACCGCAUCCGAUUAUAUGCCAAAAUAUCGGGCGCAACGCAUCCAUCAUUCGAGCGCAUGGCUACAUCACCAACACAAUUUAUUUGAUAUAUCUUGGUUCAACCUUCUCAAUGGCAUCCCAGGAGAAGAAGACCGUUAAAACUCAAACGAAUCGUCUACCGGCUCCAGCGCUCUUCGUUGGGCCACCCUCUCACAAUGCCUCCAACACAUCCCUCUUACCCCCUGGGGAUUCGAGAGAUCCAACGAGGAUUCCACUAGUCCGUCAACGUUCUCUACUCUCCCCAGAUUCGAAGCGACCCCUGCCGCCCACUACAGGCAACCAGUACGACGGUGACAACCUCAGUCUCACCACGUCGAAUCCAUCUGCGCCCUUCCAACGUCGGCAAAGGGCUCAAAGUCAAGCUGCAGAAGCCGAAGCAUCGUCACGAGCCGAGGCAGUAUGGGCAGAGAUGCAGAACACGCUGGAGGAGGUCGAGCUGAGUGCUAUCAAGGGGCCAGGGAUGACAGUCUUUGGAUCUGACCAUUCGCGGGCUUUGGACGAGCUCCGGAAAGCGCAGAUCGAGUUGGCAAAAGCGUGGGCAAGGUCGGAAGCCGAGGAACAUGAAGAGCCAGGCGAUCAGCAAAAGAAGUCGCAAGACAUUAAAGCGACUGAUCUUGCAUCACAAACUCUAGUCAAUGCUAGCGACAACACGACUACAACAAAGGGUGACAAGUUAUUCGACAGAAUCAAACUGGAGGAAGAAACUGAGAAAGACAUUGAGCUGAGUAGAAGGCGACGAGAAGAAAACGACCGGUACUUUGAGAAGGUUAACAAAGGCGUACAGGAGGUGGUCGUUCGGCUGGAAGAGGUCGCAAAGGCAAUGAGAGGGGUCGAGAGCGAAAGUCAAGAGAUAUGGGGCCAUGGAAGUGAUGGUGGCGCUGAUACAGAAAGCCUGACUACGGUGCCAAGCAGUACAUGA
Messenger RNA from Plenodomus lingam JN3, 1371 nucleotides. The record is from RefSeq and is a predicted model, not a curated record. Lineage: Eukaryota; Fungi; Ascomycota; Dothideomycetes; Pleosporales; Leptosphaeriaceae.